GUAAGGCGGCGGCGCGAGGAUGCGUGACGUCACGUGCGCCGCGCCUCACGCAUGCGCUCACGUAUUGAGCGCGGCAUGUGCCUCUCGCAGCCGGCCGACCCCUCAGCCCGACAUAUUCACUUUUUUAUUUUCCUACUGAACGUACUCCGCCGUGACGCCUCGGUUUUCACGUUGAAGACAACAAGAGGCGCAGAUCCGGUGCGUUCGCUCCAGACGCUUGGCCGCCCUCCGUUGACGGCCGCCCACCGCGCCGCUUAGUCUGAUCGAAUCCAAAAUGGCAGGACUACGGCUCCGGGUUCCUGCGUGGGCCCGUCUCUGACCUACAGAUUGGGUUCGCGAGCGAUAUGUGCCCCUUCACUUAAAUGUUACGCAAGUUAGAGUCGGAGUGGUUUCGAGAAGGUGUUUCGGUUAUCAAUCGAACUGACACGAAGAGUCCCUGGUGCAGUGAAUUUAGUGGCUCAUGUAAUCCGAGCCAGGACAAGCUUUCACCGAAAUGAGCGGUUAUGGAGCAGGCGCCAUGGCCACGACCGGAGGCACCGACACAGACUCACUGUCGAGACGCUUGCGUCAAGCCGAGCGUGCCAGGGCCGACGCGGAGAGAGCACAUGCCGACGCACUUGCCCAGCUACGUUCGGCGCAAACUUUGCCCUUAGACGCCCAUAAUAUCGAACAACUACAAUCCAGAGCUAGGGAGCUCGAGAAAAAAGCAGCUUUGGAGACAGUGCGCUGUGAGGAACUUCAACUGGAACUGUCGACAGCGCUGCGAGCCCGCGGCACUACGACAUCGGCGACUUGGACUCAAUGUACACAGCCUGGAUAUGAAAUAGAACGAAUUAUGGCGAAAAUUGAACAGGAUAAUCGUAUUCUAGCUGAAUUAGAACAGCCAAGAUCUACUACUACUACACAUGCGAUACAACCAAGUGGAUCGACCCAGGCACUUGGAGAGUUCCAUUCGCCGACACCGUCGCCUCUGCCUCAUAUUUAUGGAAAUACAGCUGGUCAUGUAGCCAUUUCUCAAAGCAACACCAUGCCGACGCUGUCCGCAUUCCAUGGAGCAAACCAAUUUAGCGCCCCUAGUUCGAAUUCCGUUGGCUACUCGAUGAGCGCUCACAACCCUACGUAUGCCAAUCAAGCCUCAACAUAUUCCGCUAACACAUACGGAUUGACAAACACUCAUCAAGUCACAUUUACUAAUCCAGUGACAGCGCCCCUAGUAAAUAGCAUCGGUCAAAUAACCAGCACUCUGGCUGGCUUACAGAGCAACCUUCAGAAUAUAACUGGGAAUGUGUCAAGCCUGAAUUUAGGCGGAACGCUUACCGGACCAGGUAUGACGGGUACAAUAGCGGGCACAGGAUUAACAAAUUUGAACAGCGCACAGACAAAUUUGCCGGGACUGACGAACACGUUAAGCGGGAUACAAUCAACACUUACUGGAACCUUGGGAAAUACUUUGAACAGUUUGACUGGUGGACCUCAGCUCGGAGCGUUGAAUACUAGUUUGACAGGAACGAAUGCGUACGGAACUGGGAUCUAUACAAAUCCACUUCUAUCGGCUUUGACAUCACAUCCUUUGUGUAUAAAAUUAAAACCUUUAGAUGACAUAGAUUUGAGUUUAGGUAGAUACGGAACGAGUAGUAGUAGUGGAGCCGGCAGAGCAGCGACUCCGGUUACGCCCCAUCAGCCCUCAUGGAACCUAGGUUUAGAUAGCCAAUUCGGAACUGAUAGGUUAGGGGCCUUAGAAACAGCGUUUAGUCAUGACCGAAAUCGAGCUUUAUCGAGGAUUCUUCCUAAUUCAGCAUUAGAUAUGGAUGUUCGAAAUUCACUUUACAUGAACGGGGCAUCCGCUGAAACGGUGGACAUGUUGGAUAUUCCCGGACGAGGCCGUUGUUGCGUUUACAUAGCACGUUUCUCCUACGACCCUCCGGAAAUCGAAAGCGCAGAGGGCGAAUUAUCGAUUUCGGCGGGUGAUUAUUUAUUAGUAUGGGGCGCGCCGGAUCCAAAUGUAACAAUGUUGGAAGCGGAAAUGUUAGACGGGCGUCGCGGUCUUGUGCCAGUUAAUUUUGUUCAGAGACUAGUGGGAGAGGAUCUUUUAGACUUCCAUCAAGCUGUGGUGACGUCGAUGCGAGAUGUUGAUGAGUCUGCGACGACUGCGGUCAGUGAAUUGUCUCUUAGUAGGGACGUCGCUCGACUUAGUGAAACGGCGGACAUUAAUGAGGGUCCUGAAGAUGACGACAAUGAGCUGUUUUUCUCGUCGCUAGUGCCCGCGCCGCGGCAGCUCAACCUCGAGAGGCAAUUGAAUAAGUCCGUGCUGAUCAGCUGGAUCGCGCCGGACGGAGUUCAACAGGCGAACAUCGAGAGCUAUCACGUGUAUGUCGAUGGAGUCCUCAAAACUACUGUGAAAGCUACAGAACGCACGAGGGCCCUUGUCGAAGGAGUCGAUGCUGGUCGCCCUCAUAGAAUAAGCGUGCGUUCCGUAACUGCUUCACGGAGGACAUCACGUGAUGCUGCUUGCACGAUGGUCAUAGGAAAGGAGACUGUUAACAUGGGCCCAACUUGUGUCAGGGCUAGUGGAGUGACUUGUUCUCAAGCCGUCAUUUCCUGGUUGCCUGCCAAUUCUAAUCAGCAGCACAUAGUUUGCGUUAACAAUGUUGAGGUGCGGCUAGUGAAAGCAGGUGUCUAUCGGCAUACCAUUACGGGACUUUCACCCAGUACUCAGUACAGAGUAACAGUACGGGCCAAAAAUGGGAAGACUCUCCAGCCUUCGGGAAUACCCGCAGAAGAAGCUCCAGGCGCUUACACGGACUUUAGGACUCUACCCAAAGGCUUACCGGAUCCGCCCAAUGAAAUAAUGGUGGAGGCCGGCCCGCAAGACGGCACUCUGCUGGUGACGUGGCAGCCGGUACAGCGUCCGCCCGCCUCUGGACCUGUAACCGGAUACGCUGUAUACGCUGACGGAAAAAAGGUCACGGACGUAGACUCGCCGACCGGUGACCACGCUCUCAUCGAUAUCGGCAAACUGAUCGGCCUCAAUCCCAAAUGUGUUACCGUUCGUACAAAAUCGCGCGACAGCCAAUCCAGUGAUAGUGUACCGACGCCUAUUCCGCCUGCGGUAUUACGGGGCGUCGUAUCGAGAAUGCCUCGUGGUGCAGUCGCGCCGGUCUCGAUUCAGCCGGGCACGUACAGGGGCCCUCAGCGACCGCAGCCCUAUCAGCAACAGCAACAAGUCAUUGAGCAUGACGAAAAUUUAUCAGAUAAGGAAAUAUUCCCAAACAAUAACCGCCACGAUCAGCAGCCAGCCCAGCCUACGAGUGGAUUCGGCACUGGCCUCCUAAAGAGUAUAUUCGACAAAAUAACCCCUUCGCAAUCGGGAAUACCGGCCAUCGAAAUCACUAAAGAAGGCGCGACGGAGCUGGGUAGCGAGGAUGGGGAGGCGACGCGCCACCGGCCGCAGCAGCAACCGUCCCAACCGGCGCAGGCGUCGCAACCGCCUUCGGGUCAGCAGUACCCGAAUACACCAGCGUACCAUGGCACGCAGCAACCGCCGUAUCCUCAAGUCGCCCAGCUCCCAAGUAACCAGCAGGGUCAGUACCCUAACCAGCCGCAGCAGUACCAGAAUCCACCACCAAGGACACACCACGAAAGAGGACGACCACCGAAUCCUCAGCAGCACGGGCAGCCAAGCGGGAUGCAAUUGCAAGGACGAGGGGCAGCGGCUGCGGGUGGCGCGGUACCUCGUGGCCCGCAACCGGGUCAACGUCAUGGACCCCAGAGCCACGCUCAAUCCAAACGCAGCCGCUUCUUCAUCGCGCUCUUUGAUUACGAUCCAGUUACAAUGAGUCCGAAUCCAGAGAGUUGUGACGAAGAAUUGCCCUUCAGCGAGGGUGACACAAUAAAGGUAUGGGGGGACAAAGACGCUGACGGUUUCUACUGGGGCGAGUGCCGAGGCCGACGCGGAUAUGUGCCGCACAACAUGGUUAUGGAAGUUUCCGAACAAGAGGCCACGGGGCAACCUGCCGCCAAGCCAAGAGACCGAUGGACCGACGCCUAUGCUAAUCAACCCGUUCGAAGAAUGGUCGCUCUCUAUGACUAUGAUCCGCAAGAGCUGAGCCCCAAUGUAGAUGCCGAUGCGGAAUUAAGUUUCCAGACUGGUCAAAUUAUCCACGUUUACGGUGAUAUGGAUGAUGACGGUUUCUACAUGGCUGAAAUCGACGGAGUCCGAGGACUGGUCCCCAGCAAUUUCCUCACUGACGCCAACGAACAGUAUACCAAUGCCGGACAGAGUAGUCAAGUUGGCGGCCCAAAUAUGCGCGGAUCGGGCGGGGUCGCAGGGCGCGGUAGGGGCAUGGGCCCGGGGGCGUCCGGGGGGCCAGGGGGCUCUGGGCCGCCGGGACCGGGGGCGCGCGGGCCCCCUCCCCCUCCGAGAGACAAUGUUGCCCCCGCGCCCCGCAACCAUCACCGUAAGACAGAUGCCUGCCCUCUUCCCCCUUCUCAAUUAGACCACAACACAUGCGCCAGUAAUCCAGAACAGGCGAAUUCUCAGGCGAGGGGGAGAGGCGCGUCGAGCGGACAGCCCCCGAACACGAUCGCGCGAACGAGCGCUGGUAAUGCGGGCACCCCCACCGUCCAGUCGCCCGGCAACGCACCCCCCAGCGGACCCCCCACCUCCAACAACUCCGCGAGCACUCCGCUUAAUGCGACCGGGCCCACUAGCACAACGACGGGGGGUCCUACGGCGCAAACAACUACCAGACGCGGAGGUCCAGCGGUCGUGCCUUCCGCGCAGCCCCUCACGCCGGCGCAGCCCCCCUCAUCCCAGCCCAACCUGAUGCAGAAGUUCUCCGAAAUGACGGCACCCGGUGGCGACAUUCUUAGUAAAGGCAAAGAACUGAUCUUCAUGAAAUUCGGUCUCGGUGGUAAAUAAUGUCGGUCGCAGGGGGUCGCGGCGUGCGACUCCCGCCGCGCUGUCUCGUCCACUCCCCCGGUGCCCUGGUACUGGCUGGUACUCCUGCGGCUAAUCCAAACUAUCUAUCCGGCUCUUCGUGGAGCUUGUAUUUAAUUUAGGCAUGUUGUAAAUAGUUAUAUGCAAUACACGCACAGUAUAGUGGAUAUCUGAUCGUUAGUGCUAUCUCGGUAGAUUCAUGGAUGGAGCUCAGACAUCUGGGAAUAGUUGUACCUAUAUCUAAAGCUUCUCUAUCUCCGAAGUUUGCUCGUUAACUACUUAGGUUAGAAAUAAAUAUGAAUUAUAUCAUUGUUAUUGUUUAUGCGAUAGUAGAGUUUGACUUGUGUUAUUUCUUGCGUAGAAUAAGAAAUUAUAAUGUUACCGUCUAGUUGUUACUUCAUAUUCCUUACGGUGUAGUCUUGUUGUAAUUUUCUAAUUUACGUUUUAAAUCUAGCUAGCUGUGUGAAUAGCCCUUGAAAAUAUUAUAAAACAGCGGAACAAGAAUGUGAACUUCCUCUAAAGUCUGAUCUCACGGAAAAAUUACGAUUAGUUAUUGUUGUUUAUGAUAAAUGUUUUGUUAACGCUAAUCUUUGUACAAUGCUAUGGUGCAACCGUCCCUUUUAAAUAAACGGAAUCGAUUUAAAAAAAUAUCGAUUGACUUUUAAUCGACGUUCGGCGGUCAUGAUCGUCAAUGAAAAAUAUUGUAUGGAAAGCAGGAACACGUAUUUUAUUAUUUAUAGAAAUUUGCAAAAGUGAAGUGUUGAAAAGUUUGAAAGCUAAUUUUAAAAAAAAUGACGUCAUAAUUUCACUUUCAUCUCGAUUCCAUGCUGUCAGUAAAAUUUAUAUACCUUAAAAUCGAUUAAGUAAUUGAAUCCCUUUAAGGUAUAAUAAUUAUUCUCGAAUAGAAACUAAGAUACUGUGAUAGUAGACGUGAUACCAUCUAUAUUCUAAUUGUACUAUACAUUUACUUCACACAAAACAUUCUCGACUGCAUUGGACAGGAAAUUCGUUCGCAUUUUUGCCAUUUGAAAUUGAACUUUAUAUUCGAAGAAGAUGUACAAUAACUUGUCAUUUAUUGUGGCAAUAGAUAAUCGUGUAUCGAUAAGAACUAUAUUACGAAGGAAACUUCAUAUAAUAGUUACUUUUCUUACGUAUCCAAAAGCCGUAGACGUAAUUAAACACGUCUAACGUUUAAUCUGGUAUUAGGUUCAUAAUAAAAAAAAACAUUUAUGACAAAGGCGAAUUAACCCAAUGACAAGACUGCUUGCAUGGAGAAGAUAUUUUAUAUAAGUUAUAAAUCAAUAAUGCAUCACUGAUGUGUUUUGAUUUCAAGUUAGAAAUUCAUUACCAAAAUAAUAUCACGUACACUUAAUUAUUUUAAUAAAUGAUCACCAUAAUAAAUAAUGUUUGACUGCGUAAUGAAUAAUCGUAAUCAAACAUAAUUCAGUAAUUUAUUCCGAGAUAAUUAUAAUAUUCAAUAUGAAAUGUUUAAGUAAUUCUAAAAAUUGUUGUACAUAUUGAUCAUCGGGAUCGCUUGGGUUCUUAGACUAUGUAUUUCGAAAUUGCUCACUUCGUACAAGAAUAAUUUUAAGUCCUUUAAAUCUCUAUAAUAUAUCUACAUAACAAAUACGUUACGUAAAUUAUAUAACAUAUAUUUAUUCCCGUGUUAACGUACAGCUUGCGAUUAUUGAAAUUAUAAAAAAAAACUUUAACUUUUCGUUAAUGCAUAACCCCACUCUUUAGUCCAAUAUUAUUAUAAAAAAUAUACAAUAAUAUAUUUAAAAAUUGCGUUGACAACGCGUCCGCGUGGGGUGAAAUGUUCUUAGCUAAGCACUGCGCGACAUAUCUACUUUAUAAGAUACGUAUAAUAUAUAUAUAUUUAAUCUGUAUUCGAAUUUCCUAUUAUCAAACUUAUAACAAAUAGCACUUAUUCUAACACCCUUUGAAGUUGUUCUUCUAUUUAUACAUUGUUAUAAAACCGUAUCUAUUAACACGAUAUGUGUAUGAUUGCAUACGCGUUAUUAUAUAUGAAAAAAAUAUAUAUUAUGUAUAUUAAUCGUGCGUUUACAUAUAAAUAAACAUCAUUUAAUGUGAAGAGUUGUAUAUUAUAUACUUAAUUAAUUAUGACAAAACACUAUGAUAUAUGAAUCUUGAACAAUGUACCAAAAAAAUAUUAAUAAUAUGCUGAGAAAAAAUAAAUAAUUUGAAUGCUGCUUCUUUA
Messenger RNA from Bombyx mori (domestic silkworm), 7160 nucleotides. RefSeq names its product peripheral-type benzodiazepine receptor-associated protein 1 (gene Rbp). The transcript is spliced from 21 exons. Lineage: Eukaryota; Metazoa; Arthropoda; Insecta; Lepidoptera; Bombycidae. Gene Ontology annotation, molecular function: protein binding. Bases 494 to 4921 code for a protein of 1475 amino acids. Gene Ontology annotation, biological process: neuromuscular synaptic transmission. The record is from RefSeq and is a predicted model, not a curated record.